AUGAGUUCCGUUGUCCCGGUCUCCCCUCUACGCCUUCCCCAAUCAUUCAACUUCGCCCGUGAUGUCGUCGACUACUGGGCGCAGAAGGAUCCUUCUCAGGUAGCGCUCUACUGGACCAAUCAAUCUCUCAGCACGACAAGGAAAUUGACCUACAGCCAUUUCGCACGCCAGUCGCAACGCAUAGCAUGUCUGUUCGCAUCCCUGGGCAUCAAGCAGGGCGAAACGGCCAUCAUAAUUGCCCCCCGGGUUCCUGAGUGGUGGGAGACCGCGACAGCAUGCCUCCGCUCCGGGGUCAUCUUGUGUCCGUGUACGACGCUGUUGGUGGACAAAGACAUCGAGUACCGACUUCAAGUCUCACACGCUACCGCCUUCAUCGGGGACGCCACGUCGGUUGCCAAAUGUCUCAAGGUUCGGGCGACUUGUCCUAACUUGCGCACCAUAAUCCAGAUCGAUGGAACCGCGCCGUCGGGAGUUGUUGACUUCCAUUCAGCGUUGGACAAAAUUCCUGCCGAUGCCAGAUUUUCCGUCCCAAGUUGCCUGGGUCCAAAGUCUCCCGGCAUGAUAUUCUUCACCUCCGGGACUACGGGGCCUCCCAAGAUGGUUCUACACACACAGACAUCGUAUCCCUUGGCGCAUGCCCUGACAGGGAUGCACUGGCUGGAUCUGUCACCGGGAAAGAUCUACUGGAACCUCUCGGAACAAGGCUGGGCGAAAGCUGCAUGGUCAUGGCUGUCCACGUGGAACUGCGGCGCUACAAUUUUCAUUCAUGAUGACAGGUUGGCGUUCCACCCGCGCCGAACCCUUGAGGUGUUGAACAAAUUCCCCAUCACGACCCUGUGCGCGCCACCGACUGUGUACAGACAACUUGUUCUCGACGAGAGCCGGAGGUUUUUCGCCACGGAACAAGGCACGCCAAAAGCUUUGGUGCAUUGUUGUGGCGCAGGCGAGCCUCUGAAUGAGAGCGUGGUCCGCAUCUGGAAGGAGAUGACGGGUGGGAUUGAGAUCUUUGACGGCUACGGACAGACCGAGACGAUCGUCGUCUGCGCGAAUCAGAAAGUCAACAAGGUCAAGCCGGGAAGUAUGGGAAAACCGCUACCCGGCGUGCCCCUGACGAUCAUCGACUCCGAGGGAAAUUCUGUGGCUGCGGGCGCAGAGGGCGAUAUUGCCAUUGCGGUGUCGAAGACGAGGACUGACACCGAUUUCUUUGGGUUUUUCGAGGGGUACAUCGACAAGUCUACGGGGGUGCUCGACACCAAGAUCAAGUCCUACCCCAAUGGCAAGAUGUUUUUUGUUACCGGCGACCGGGCGACGAGAGACGAGGAUGGGUAUUUCUGGUUCGUGGGUCGAGCUGACGAUGUUAUUAACUCGAGCGGAUACAGGAUAGGCCCAUUUGAAGUCGAAUCAACCCUCAAACUCCACCCCGCGGUGGUCGAAUCCGCCGUCGUCUCGUCACCUGACGCCCAGCGCGACGAAGUAGUCAAGGCCUUUGUCGUGCUCACCCAGUCGGCCGCGGCCAAGAUCCGAGGAGCGGCCGCGGCGAGCGACGCACUCGUCAAAGAGUUGCAGGAUUUUUGCAAGCAAAACGCCGCGCCGUACAAGUACCCGCGGCGGAUCGAGUUCGUCGAAGCAAGUUUCUUGCCCAAGACGAUUUCAGGGAAGAUUAAGAGGGCGGAGUUGAAGAAGCUGGAGAGGAGGAGGUAUAUGGAGGGGAAAGAGGCGAAGUUGUAG
Fonsecaea multimorphosa CBS 102226 is the source of this 1728-nucleotide messenger RNA. RefSeq lists its product as uncharacterized. Gene Ontology annotation, molecular function: fatty acid ligase activity; fatty-acyl-CoA synthase activity. The transcript has 2 exons. Gene Ontology annotation, biological process: acyl-CoA metabolic process; fatty acid biosynthetic process. Lineage: Eukaryota; Fungi; Ascomycota; Eurotiomycetes; Chaetothyriales; Herpotrichiellaceae. The coding region runs from base 1 to 1728 and encodes 575 amino acids. The record is from RefSeq and is a predicted model, not a curated record.